Myotis daubentonii (Daubenton's bat) is the source of this 2586-nucleotide messenger RNA. RefSeq names its product ADP dependent glucokinase (gene ADPGK). Gene Ontology annotation, molecular function: ADP-specific glucokinase activity. NCBI's taxonomy places the organism in Eukaryota, Metazoa, Chordata, Mammalia, Chiroptera, Vespertilionidae. The record is from RefSeq and is a predicted model, not a curated record. Gene Ontology annotation, biological process: glucose metabolic process. Gene Ontology annotation, cellular component: endoplasmic reticulum.
GGGCGCGCCGAGCCCGGAAGAGGCGCGGCCGGGGAAGGCACAGGCGGCUACGCGGGGACGGCCGGUCCCCAUGGCGCUGUGGCGCGGCUCUGCGUACGCGGGGUUCCUGGCGUUGGCAGUGGGCUGCGUCUUCCUGUUGGAGCCGCAGCUGCCCCACUCGGCGCUGCGCUCCCUGUGGAGCUCGCUGCAGCCUGUGCCCACGUCCCCCGGGCCCGGCUCCCCGGAGGGCCGGUUGGCGGCUGCCUGGGACGCGCUCAUCGUGCGGCCGGCCCGGCGCUGGCGCCGCGUGGCCGUGGGAGUCAAUGCAUGUGUGGAUGUGGUGCUCUCAGGGGUGAAGCUUUUGCAGGCACUUGGCCUGAAUCCUGGGGAUGGGAAAGAUCACUCCAUCCUGCAUUCAAAGAAUGAUCUGAAAGAAACCUUCACUCACUUCAUGGGGAAGGGAGCAGCUGCAGAGCGCUUCUUCAGCGAUAAGGAAACUUUCCAUGAUGUGGCCCAAGUUGCAUCGAAGUUCCCAGGAGCCCAGCACUAUGUAGGAGGAAAUGCAGCUUUAAUUGGACAGAAAUUUGCAGCCAACUCAGAUGUAAAGGUUCUUCUUUGUGGUCCAGUUGGUCCAAAACUGCACGAGCUUCUUGAUGACAAUGUAUUUGUUCCACCAGAGUCACUGCAAGAAGUGGAUGAGUUCCACCUCAUUUUAGAGUAUCAAGCAGGGGAGGAGUGGGGCCAGUUAAAAGCUCCCCAUGCCAACCGAUUGAUCUUCUCCCACGACCUCUCCAACGGGGCCAUGAGUAUGCUGGAGGUGUUUGUGUCUAGCCUGGAAGAGUUUCAGCCAGACCUGGUGGUCCUCUCUGGAUUGCACAUGAUGGAGGGACAAAGCAAGGAGUUCCAGAGAAAGAGACUCUUGGAGGUUGUGACCUCCAUUUCUGACAUCCCCGUUGGUAUUCCAAUUCACCUAGAGCUGGCCAGCAUGACCAAUAGGGAGCUCAUGAGCAGCAUUGUGCAUCAGCAGGUCUUUCACACGGUGACUUCCCUUGGGCUGAAUGAACAGGAGCUGUUAUUUCUUAGCCAGUCAGCAGCUGGACCUCACUCUUCUCUCUCUUCUUGGAACGGUGUUCCUGACGUGGGCAUGGUCAGUGACAUCCUUUUUUGGAUCUUGAAAGAACAUGGGAAGAGUAAAAGCAGAGCCUCAGACCUCACCAGGAUCCAUUUCCACACGCUGGUCUACCACAUCCUGGCAACUGUAGAUGGACACUGGGCCAACCAGUUGGCAGCCGUGGCUGCAGGAGCUCGUGUGGCUGGGACACAGGCCUGUGCCACAGAAACCAUAGAUACCAGCCGAGUGUCCCUGAGGGCACCCCAUGAGUUCCUGACUUCCCAUUCGGAGGCAGGGUCCAGGGUCAUAUUCAACCCUGACGAGCCAGUGAUAGAAUGGCACAGGGAGGGGGUGUCCUUCCACUUCACACCCGUAUUGGUCUGUAAAGAUCCUAUCCGAACUGUGGGCCUUGGCGAUGCCAUUUCAGCUGAAGGCCUCUUCUAUUCAGAAGUACACCCUCACUAUUAGGAAAGUUGUUAUGGGUAAUUUUUCUGAAGGAGAACUAGCCAAUUUAAGAAUUAACAGGGAUUAAGUGGUUUGGAAAAUAGGAUUGAGGUAUCAGAACAGUUUCUAGAUUUAAUUCAAAGAUAGCUAACAACACAAUAGCAGAUUAAAUUAUCAGAUACAUUCCAACCUGCUGACAAUUACGCAAAAAAGUGUCUCAGCUUUUAAUCCAAAUUUAUCUACUGAGACUGGAUUUUUAGGUUUAUGUUGUGUUAUAUGGGUAAAAAACAUGAUUCCCAAACCCUGUUUACAUAGCGUUGUCAGGUAUUUCAGGCCAAACGUCUUUACCCUGGCUGGAGCGCCUGCCAGCUGGAAAAAAACACCUCCCUCCUCCCCGCCUCAGAAGUGCAUGCUCAUUCAUCGUGUCUAGUAAAGCCCACGGUGAGCCUCUCGUGUCCUCUCUCCGCUCAGUGUUCAUGGGCAGGGUCAUGACUUCCAUUCAGUGUUAUAAUGAAAAUACUUAAUGAGCACACCUUAGUCUUUUCUCUAAGACAGAGCCUCAAGUAAGGACAAAAUCACCCCUCCUGUGCUUCAUUCUCAGUGAGGCAGGAUCCCUGUGGAGCCUGGGAGAGAAUUGGCCAUUCUGCACUGGUUUAGAAGCCUGGCUGACCUGUAGGGUGGGUGACCAUGCGAGCUGAAGGGCUGUGCCUUCCUGCCCUUGCCCUGGCUUCUUAGAUUGUAGGCCAGCUGGUCAAAGACUACCAUGCUGGGCCCAACCUUAUUGCCCAGCUCUGGACAUACUUUCUCCAGUAGAAGACUGAUCUUUGUUUAUUCUGGUCCUUGAAGGAAUCUGCUUUUACAACUGGAAUAUGCUUCUGUGUGUAUAACUGAUCAUGUGUGUUUUACAUUGACAUAUCACAUCCAUUUAAGAGUUUGACCUCAUAAGAACCCAGGAUCAUGAAGAAAUAUGUCAUGUUAUGUAUUUAUUUUUUUAUAAAUCAAAGAGACAUCUGUGUGCUUUUAAAUAUAUUAAAAACAAUUACAUUUCAGGA